Molecule: messenger RNA, 2024 nt
Organism: Apus apus (common swift)
Lineage: Eukaryota; Metazoa; Chordata; Aves; Apodiformes; Apodidae
Gene: ALG6
Product: ALG6 alpha-1,3-glucosyltransferase
Exons: 15
Coding region: 206-1729 (507 amino acids)
Biological process (GO): protein N-linked glycosylation
Cellular component (GO): endoplasmic reticulum membrane
Molecular function (GO): dolichyl pyrophosphate Man9GlcNAc2 alpha-1,3-glucosyltransferase activity
Source: RefSeq, a predicted model, not a curated record
GCAGUGGGCUGGCUGCGCUGGCUGGGCUGGCUGGGCUGGCGUCGCGUCGAGGAGUGAAAUUCUGAAUGCGACGCUUGCGUUUCUGAGGCAGGGAAGGCUGCGGCUGGGUUGUGUGCUGACAGCUCUCUUAAAACAAGGAGUGACGCGAAGGGUCGUGCCUCUGUGACCGAGUCCUGUACCUUCUGGCUUGUUACAGAGACCGGCUAUGGAGAAGUGGAGCUUAAUGACAGUCACUGUCUUACUCGCACUUACUGUUCGCUGGGCUGUUUCGCUUGGUUCUUACUCAGGUGCAGGAAAACCACCUAUGUAUGGAGACUAUGAAGCUCAGAGACACUGGCAAGAAGUUACUUACAAUUUACCCAUCAGGCAGUGGUACUUCAAUACAAGUGAUAACAACCUACUGUACUGGGGCCUUGAUUAUCCACCUCUGACUGCCUAUCACAGUUUUCUGUGUGCUUACAUUGCAAAGUUAAUAAAUCCUGAUUGGAUUGCUCUGCACACAUCUCGGGGGUAUGAGAGUCAGCCACAUAAGUUAUUUAUGCGCACAACAGUGUUUGCUGCUGAUUUGCUGGUUUACAUUCCUGCAGUUAUUUUAUAUUGUUGUUCCUUGAAAGAAACCUCUACUAAAAAGAAGGUUUCCAGUGCCCUCUGCAUACUACUUUACCCAGGCCUUAUUCUCAUUGACCACGGACACUUCCAAUACAACUCAGUGAGCCUUGGCUUUGCCUUGUGGGGUGUACUUUUUUUGUCUUAUGACUGGGACCUUUUGGGGUCAGUGGCAUUUUGCUUGGCCUUAAAUUACAAGCAAAUGGAACUCUACCAUUCUCUGCCCUUUUUUUGCUAUUUACUUGGAAAGUGCUUCAAGAAGGGACUGAAAGGAAAGGGGUUGGUUUUGUUAACUAAGAUAGCAGGGACAGUGGUGGCUUCCUUUGCUGUCUGCUGGCUCCCCUUCUGUACCGACACGGAGCAAAUCAUGCAAGUACUCAGAAGACUCUUUCCCAUUGACCGAGGCUUGUUUGAGGAUAAAGUAGCCAAUAUUUGGUGCAGUCUAAGUGUCCUUAUAAAGAUAAAGAAUAUAGUAUCACCUCAAACUCAGCUAAAACUCAGUUUUGCUGUAACAUUCCUGAGCCUCCUUCCUACUUGUGUAAAACUAACCAUCCAGCCUUCUCUCCGAGGGUUUAAAUUUGCUUUGGUUAGUUGUGCAUUGUCAUUUUUCCUGUUCUCCUUUCAAGUACAUGAAAAAUCUAUCCUUCUAGUGUCAGUACCAGUCUGCUUGAUCAUAAAUGAAAUCCCUUUUAUGGCUACAUGGUUUUUACUGGUGUCAACUUUCAGUAUGUUGCCCCUCCUGCUGAAGGACAGGUUGCUGCUGCCCUACAUUGUGACCAUGCUGGCCUUCCUCUCAGCCUGCCUGGCUUCCUUUUCCAUCUUUGAGAAGACCUCAGCAGAGGACUUACAGCUGAAACCCUUAACCCUUUCCCUGAAGGGAUAUGUUUCUUGGUUUAAGUCCUUUCCCAAGAUUGUCAGGAGCUUGUUCCUUUUCUCCAUAACCCUGAUGGCCACCCUGUCUCUAAUGAGUGCUGCAGUGCAUCCUCCACAGAGGUUUCCAGAUUUAUUCCCUGUAGCUGUGUCUGUUCUUUCUUGCUUACACUUUUUAUUAUUUUUGGUGUAUUUUAAUGUUGUUAUACUCUGGGACUCAAAGAAUAGUAGAAGUAUGAAGAAAAUCAGUUAAUCAACCUGUGAAGAUCAAGGGCUAAACUGUGAAAGGACAAAGUAAUUCCAGUGGAUGGUGUCUGGCAUGGCAGGUACAGCUGGCUGUGAUCUAAGACAAUUCCUGUAACCUAAUGAAAAGCAGGAACCACAUUAUGGAUAUUUAAACACAUAAUGAUUAAAGACUGCUUUAACGGAGAAGUAUUUUGAAGGGCACUUGGAAAUGUGAUUUGGUGUGUUUACUUCAGAGGUGUAAUACUUUUGUUACCAUUUGUCAACUUGAAAUGGCUAAUAAAGGACCAAAUUUUGAAUUGGGA